AUCCACUGCAGCUCCUUGGAUAUCUUUGACGAUUCUGAAUGGAGUCGCGCUCAUUGAGCGGUCAAGGCGCCGGGCCGUCGACGAGCUAUGGGACCGCUUCAGCAGAUGGAACUGGACCUUCUUCAUCGCCGACACUGCCAACGUCACGCUACGCUUCGAACGAACCAUCCACUGCGAUGGUCCCAUCAUCGCGUAGCUCGUUGCCUCCGAUUUCAACGUCGGGUCCGUCGGCCUUUCCGAAGCCGUACUCGACUGCGUUACUAAAUGCCGCCGACGUUCGUUCCCCAUUGCUCAAGCGAACUUCGCCCCAAACCUAUGGGAGUGUUCCGAGUAGUCCUGUGAUACCAUCUACUGCUGUGGCGAAGAACAAGGUGUGGAACGACAAGAAAGGCGAAAAGAGCGCGUGGGAUUACAUCCACAUGGACGUGCGCCGACAAAGCCGCGAUCGUCUCAGUCGAUUUCUCGACCAGAGCGACGUUGGCUCGAUUGUGGACAUCGUCGAGGCAGUGUCGGCGGUCGCGUUCGCGUGCAUAUACGUCACCUACACUUACCUUCCUGACGAUGCGCACCUCGUGUACUUGUGGCACGCGGAAUUGCUCCUCGCGAGCUUCUUCUUGAUCGACUUUGCAUUCCGCGGCAUCGCGUUGUCCACGGAACCUCUUGACGACAUGUUGUCAUUCACCGGUUUCGUGAACUUGGGCACGAUCUUCCCCGUCUUGCCUGUGUCGUUCUUCAUGGCAAACUACAACUUUUGGACGUCGGGCACGUUUUGGCGCUUCGUGUACCCCCUUCGGUUCCUCAAGGUGUACGUGGAAGUGCGUCGUGUGAUCAACCGCUUCCACAACGACAUGACGCCGCUCACGCUGUUCGCCGUGAACGCGUAUUUGCAGAUCUUUUGCCUGCUCUUUUGCUCGGGCGGGGUCAUCCAGAUUGCCGAGACAACGUACGGAGACAUGGACACGUACAAUGGCGAGUGGACGUUUUUCCACUCGUGCUUCAACUCGCUGCUGUUGUUCGUGGCGAUGAACUACCCCACGGCCGACAACACGCUGACCAAGUGCUUUGUCAUGUUCUUGAUCGUGCUGCUCAUCAUCGUCGUGCCGUACCAGCUCUCCAUCUUCUUUGAAAUCUACGGGUCGUACUCGUCCUACGAGUAUGCCGUGCUCACGCCGUCCAAGCGCAUGAAGCACAUCGUCCUCUGCGGCGACCUCACGCCCAACCGCAUCGAACAGUUCUUCAACGAAAUCUUCCAUGAAGACCAUGACCUUGUGGACACGCGCGUCGCCGUCAUGUCAGACGAAGACCCGUCGUCUGAUCUCGUCGCCAUGUUGCUGGAUCCGUUCGUGGCGAAACGCACGACGUUUCUGAAAGGGUCGAUUCUCCACGAUUAUGAUGCCGCGCGCGCGUCGUGUGCGACGGCCAGCGCCAUAUUCGUCCUCACCCGCAAAGUUGGCCAGGAAGACGUCAACUUGUCCGACCAUCGGACGUUCAUGCGAGCCAUGGCGGCGCAUCGAGUGGCCAAAGACGUGCCCAUCUACGCACAGCUGCACCUGUCGUCGAACAAGCAUCUGUUCCAUGACAUUGAGCAGAACAACGUGCUGUGCUUUUCCGAAGUGAUUCACUCGAUCUUGGCGCAGAAUUGCCUCUGCCCCGGCUUUUCCACGUUCAUAUACAACCUCACGACCACCGCGGGAUGCGAAACUGAGUUGGACGAUACGUGGGAAUCUCGAUACCUGCACGGCGCCAGCCACGAGCUGUAUUCGGUCCAGCUUCCCCCGCCCCACGUGAUUGAAGGCCUGACGUUCGCCGAAGUGUCUGCGUGGGUGUAUUCGCGGUGCAACGGAGUGAUUUUGUUUGCGAUCCACGUGCUGUCGGCAGAUGGCCAUGGCACGAUUGUACUCAACCCGGGCAGCACGUACUGGUGCCGCGGCAACGAAAUCGGGUUUGUGAUUGCCAAAGAUCGCAAAACGGCCGACAACGUGACGUCGAUGGCCAAGGAAACGACGCCGAAACAGCCGGGUGUGUCAAGCCACAGCAUGCUCAAAGCCGACAGUCUGCACGACUUGGCUAUAAUCGCGGACGUGCCGAAAAAGAAAGGAACCAGCAGCGCCACCACCCCGGGUGGAGGUGGCCCCCAAGCGUUGAGGAAGAAGCGCAACUCGCGGAUGUUGAUGUGGUCGGCCAAGGAAUCGAAACCCGCAGGCCAGAUACACAAACGCACGUUGAAAGAGUGCGUCGUGUUCGACAUGACCAAGCUCAAGCUGUCGUCGUCGCCCAUCGUCGUGUGUCUCUUGGCGCCGACGUUUCCCGACCACAUGGAGUACUUUGUCGUGCCGUUGCGCAGCCCCGUGAUCAAGGAGCACCAUCCGAUCGUGUUUUUGACGCAUAAACUGCCCACCCGCGAGUCGUACGAGCCGCUGUCGUGCUACUCGGACCUGUACUUUGUCGAAACCACCAAGAUCUGCUUGGAAUCCCUCAAGCGGGGCGGCGUCGAGAUCGCGCGACGCAUUGUGCUCAUGUGCGGCGGCGGCGAGUUUGCCGAAACGAGCAGCGCCGAGUUGCUCGCCGACGCGUCGUCGAUUGCUACGCACAAAAGCAUCACAAGCCUGCUGGGACCUGCCCGGGCGCCCAGCGUGAUUACGGAACUGGUGAAUCGGUACACAAAGCUAUGUCCAUGAUUGUGAAAACUGAUUGAUUGUCGUGCGGCAUGAUGAUGCGAUCGAUAAUAUAUAUAGGGCAAAUGUGCAUUUUAUCUCACACAACAUUGGGUCGACGCCGUGGUUCACGGCAGACGACGACCCGAACAGCGAGCUGUCACUCGUGGACGCCGGCAGCUUCUCCAGAUCGCGCGCGUUUGCGUCGGGCUUGACGUACAGCACGUCGCUGUGCGAUAGUCUCAUGAUCAACCAGUUCUUCAACCCCAUGAUCAAAAACAUCGUCCGCGAGUUUGUCUUUUCGGCCCUUCGCGCGGUAGAGUCGUCGCCAUCAUCAUCGUUGGCCCCUCGUUGACUCGUCAUUGUUCGUAGCACACGGCUGUGUUUCCCAACGUGAGCUCGCCAGUCAAAGCCGGCGCCCCCGCCCGCAUGGCCGUCCAGCGCAGCGCGUUGUUCACGUGUGAGAUGCCCAUGGACUUUGUGGGCAAGACCUUUGGCUACGUGUUCGACCACCUCCUCGCCUCGGACGCCAUCCUGACGUUGGGAAUCUACCGCUGUGUCGACCACACGGCGCUGGCGGAGGCAUCGACGCCGUUGCCGCCCAUGUCCCCCACGGGGAUGGAAGAGGUUACCCCUCCCCCCGAGCCCUUUGAAGAAGGCGCGCUGACCCCCCUGAUCAACCCCACCAGUCGCAUUGAAAUUCCUGAACAGCACCGACCGGUUCCGUACGGAUUUGCGUACGUCAACCCCAAGCCCUAUGACAUCAUGACUGGGAACGACCUUAUCUACGUCCUGGCGCACAAGCAGCCAUAUUGGAUUUCGUAAGCGAAAUGUAUUGAAUAUAGUGUUACAGACCACUUGUUUCUUUUGCCAAAAAACUACUCGAAUUUGAUUGGCUCACUGAACAUCCAAUCCGAUCCAGCAAUCGCGCAUUGGGUCCGCCACCCUAAAAAUCUCGGAUGAUGAUGCAGACGUCGGUGCGUG
This is a messenger RNA of Aphanomyces astaci, 3638 nucleotides long. RefSeq lists its product as hypothetical. NCBI's taxonomy places the organism in Eukaryota, Oomycota, Saprolegniomycetes, Saprolegniales, Verrucalvaceae. The transcript is spliced from 9 exons. The record is from RefSeq and is a predicted model, not a curated record. Gene Ontology annotation, cellular component: membrane. The coding region runs from base 39 to 2678 and encodes 879 amino acids. Gene Ontology annotation, biological process: potassium ion transport.